GCUGUCCAAUUCUAAAAUUUUAGAAUUGAGCAGCCUUUUUUUCAUGCAUAGCCGCAUAUAUAUGCCGUUUGACCAUCUAACUACUUCCUCAGGCGUAUCAUGUCGUCCCCAGGUCCCACUCUGCAACAGACGGAAGUCGCAGACAUAACCCUCACGGUUACGGCUGUCCUUAUCACAUCCCUCCGCUUGUGCAUCCGUGUGCGGCAGAAGCGUCUGGGGAUUGACGAUGCAUGGGUGGCUCUCGGCAUGGUAUUCGACUUUCUACUAUUAAUCUCCGAUUGCUUGUAUCUACAAGACUACGAAAGAUACCCUCAAAACACAAGGAUAGCAUUAUACUACAUGAUCGCACAAUUCUUUUACGGAGUUGUAUGGUCAUCGAAGUUAUCCAUGUUGUUUACCAUUGUGCGACUCACAAUCCCGGGAAAAUUUAGGAGAUUUCUUAUGUGCGCUGUCGGUACCUUCGGCGCUAUAUGGGCUCUACUUUUUUCACAACUGUGGUGGAUAUGUGAAACUCAGCCCAACUGGAAAUCGCAACCACAUCCGCAGUGCGAUCUCGGCAGGCGUGUUGCAAUAACGCAGAUGAUCACCGACGUUCUUGCGGACUUUUUUCUCAUCGUUGCUCCAUUUUUCCUCAUUUACAAAGUCAGAUUGUCAAGGUCGCAAAAAGUCCGGAUAUUAUCCGUCUUCUCUACGUCAGCAAUCACCACAAUUGUCAGUCUCACCCAUGCGUAUUACAUCUUCGCUGGUGGAGGGCUCAAGGAGGUCAUGGCUGCUAUAGUCGAGGCUUCUAUGUCUCUAAUCGUCGCGAACUUGAGCGUCGUCGUCGCGUUUAUCUUCCGUUUAAGUUCAGAUGAUGAUUCACCAUCCAAUCCGACACCCAUCAUAACUUUUGGUGGACAACACAGGACGCGCAUGGCUGCAACUCGUGUAGCUGUUGAAACCACCACGAUCGUACUGGAAGAUCUCUCCGAGUCUCGUCUUCGUUCUAUGAAGACAAGCGACGACGACGAAAUUAUUUUGCACAACAACAGGGAGCGAAAGCAGACGAAGGAAUGGUGUUAGAGCAGAAAAAAGUUAAUUUUCCCGACUCCCAUGUUAGCGGGGAAGGGUCUUUGUGGAAUGGACACUUUUUAAUUUCUUCUACUUUCCCUGGCAAAUUGCGUAUAUUGAUCGAUCACGAUCAUUUUUGCCGUUCGUGUCUAAACCGUGCAAUCACACUCCUUGUCCCCCUCUAUCCCAAUCCGAG
Molecule: messenger RNA, 1246 nt
Organism: Suillus subaureus
Lineage: Eukaryota; Fungi; Basidiomycota; Agaricomycetes; Boletales; Suillaceae
Exons: 7
Coding region: 100-1062 (320 amino acids)
Source: RefSeq, a predicted model, not a curated record